This is a messenger RNA of Diospyros lotus (date-plum), 2316 nucleotides long. RefSeq lists its product as uncharacterized. NCBI's taxonomy places the organism in Eukaryota, Viridiplantae, Streptophyta, Magnoliopsida, Ericales, Ebenaceae. The record is from RefSeq and is a predicted model, not a curated record. The transcript has 6 exons. Gene Ontology annotation, molecular function: nucleic acid binding. The coding region runs from base 1 to 2316 and encodes 771 amino acids.
AUGUGCAAUGGUGAAUUUUACGAGAAGACACCCGAAGAAGCUUUUCAUUUUUUCGACACUUUAGCUGAGAAUACUAGGAAUUGGGAGGUAAGUCAAUUGUCUUUGGAAGACUCAAGAGAGCAUGUCAGUCCACAGCCUCGAGGAAAAUUUCAAAUAAGUGAAAGUGAUAACAUCAAUUCCCGGUUAACAGCAUUAACAAAGAAGAUGGAAGAAUUAGAGUUAAAAAAAACCAAGGCCGUCCAUGAAGUGGAAGUCCUUUGCGUAGUCUGUGAGACGAAUGGCCAUAUGACAGAAGAUUGUCCUACCAUUCCUGCUUUUAAAGAGGUCCUAUAUGGCCAAGCGUCUGGAGCACAACCACGUCACACAGAGGGUAGGCCUUAUCAGAAUCAGAGUGGGAACUACUCAGGGUACAAUCCUAAUUCCAAUACAUACCAGCCCAACUCCCAUAAUCACCCUAAUUUUUCAUGGAGAAAUGAUUCUGCCGCCCAACCCCAUGCACCCUUCCCCUCACAGCCACACUCUUACCAACCAAACCAAGGAUCAUCUGGUGCAUAUCAACCUCCUCAUAGGAGAUCUCUAGAGGACACCCUACAACAAUUCAUGCAAGGUCAAAUAGGAACUAAUACCCAAGUAGCCAAGUUUCAAGAACAAACAAAUAGGGCUCUAGAAGACAUGAGAAGUCAGCUAACUAAGUUGACUCAGACCUUGAGUGUUAGAGAACCAGGGAAGUUUCCCUCACAACCAAGUCAAAACCCUAUAGGUCAAGCCCAUAGGGCCGAAGGGUCAUCUAGUGAUAAUCAUGAACAAGUCCAGUCUGUCACUGUCCUUAGGAGUGGGAAAGUAAUUGAGAAACCUGAGGACCCUAGGAUAAUGUGGCCUACCACUUGUAAAAAAGACCAAGGGCAUGAUGAAAUGAAUGAUGAGGAAGUGAAUGAAGGAAGUAAAGAGGAGAGAACCAAAUUUGAACCUCGACCACCCUUUCCUAAAAAAUUAACCCAAUCAAAAAGAGAUAAAACAAAUGCAGACAUAUACGAAGUAUUCAAACAGGUAAGGAUAAACAUUCCUUUAUUGGAUGCAAUUAAGCAAACACCUUCGUAUGCUAAGUUUUUGAAGGAUCUCUAUACAGUCAAAAGAAAAAUCAAUGUGCAGGAAAAAGCAUUCUUAACGGAACAAGUAAGUGCUAUCCUUCAAUUCAAGACCCCUCCAAAGUACAAGGACCCAGGAUGUCCUACCAUUACUUGCAUAAUUGGAAGCCAAAAAGUCGACCAAACACUUCUUGACCUAGGGGCUAGUGUCAAUCUGUUGCCUUUCAGUGUCUAUCAGCAGUUAGGGUUGGGAGAACUCAAGCCCACUAGGGUCACUCUUCAAUUGGCUGACCGAUCAGUAAAAGUUCCUCGCGGGAUUGUGGAGGAUGUCCUAAUCCAAGUGGAUAAAUUCUAUUUCCCAGUGGACUUUAUUGUCUUAGAUACCCAGCCCCACCAGGGUCCUCAGUCACCUAUUCCCGUUAUCCUAGGGAGACCAUUCCUUGCUACUUCGAAUGCAAUCAUCAAUUGUAGGAAUGGGAUCAUGAAACUAUCAUUUGGGAAUAUGACGGUGGAGAUGAAUGUUUUCAAGGUAGCUAAGCAACCAAAUGACGAAAUGGAAUUGGAGGAAGUUGAUUUAAUCCAGACCUUAAGUGAAGAAUAUUUUGAGAAGGCUCUUUAUGAGCAGGUUAUUUAUAAAUUAGAGAAGCAAACUUCGGAAGGGAUAGAGCCUGACAUUGAGUCAGCCAGGCCAUUGAAAUUACCUGGGAAUGAAACCCCACCAUCUUUGGUCCACCCACCCCAACUUGAGAGAAAACCAUUGCCGAAUCACCUUAAGUAUGCAUUCUUAGGUGAAAGGGAGUCUUUCCCAGUAGUGAUUUCAUCAAGCCUAGAAUUGCAUCAAGAGGAAAUCCCAGAUUAUUGGUCCAAACUAGAUAAACAAAAAUUUUUCAGGAAAGUGGUGACAUUUUUCUGGGAUGACCCGUAUCUGUUCAAAUAUUGUCCUGACCAAAUCAUUCGCAGAUGCAUCCCUAAUCAUGAACAACAAAUGGAUGCUCUUUGGGCAUAUAGGACAACACAUAAAAUGAUCUUGGGAAUGUCUCCAUAUAGAUUAGUGUAUGGUAAACCUUGUCAUCUACCCGUGGAAAUUGAACAUAGAGCAUAUUGGGCAAUUCAAAGAAUCAACAAGAGGCAAUGCCUUAAGGUCAAUGGUCAUAGGUUGAAACCUUAUCAGUAUAAUUAUGAGGAAAACGAAGGAAGUGUGGAUUUAGGGGAUCCACCAUCAAAUGAGUAA